Messenger RNA from Empidonax traillii (willow flycatcher), 1539 nucleotides. RefSeq names its product MLLT1 super elongation complex subunit (gene MLLT1). The annotation marks the transcript as partial. Gene Ontology annotation, cellular component: super elongation complex. The record is from RefSeq and is a predicted model, not a curated record. Gene Ontology annotation, biological process: regulation of DNA-templated transcription. The transcript has 10 exons. Lineage: Eukaryota; Metazoa; Chordata; Aves; Passeriformes; Tyrannidae.
CUCCCUCCCUCUCCCUCCCUCUCUCUCUCUCUCUCUCUCUCUGUGUGUCUCUCUCCCCCUUCCCCUCGCCGCGCGCGCUCCGCCGACCGGGCAGCGCAGACCGAGCGAGCGGGGCCCGCGGCGCUGCCGUGCCCAGCCAUGGACAAUCAGUGCACAGUGCAAGUCAAACUGGAGCUGGGGCACCGAGCCCAACUGAGGAAGAAGCCCACCACGGAGGGGUUCACCCAUGACUGGAUGGUGUUUGUCCGUGGCCCCGAGCAGUGUGACAUCCAGCAUUUCGUGGAACGCGUGGUCUUUCGGCUGCAUGAGAGCUUCCCAAAGCCCAAGCGAGUGUGCAAGGAGCCCCCCUACAAGGUGGAGGAGUCUGGCUACGCUGGCUUCAUUAUGCCCAUUGAAGUGCACUUCAAAAAUAAGGAGGAGCCGAAAAAGGUUUGUUUCACGUACGACCUGUUCCUAAAUUUGGAGGGAAACCCACCUGUGAACCAUCUUCGCUGUGAGAAACUGACUUUCAACAACCCCACCAAGGAAUUCAGGCGCAAACUCAUUAAGGCUGGAGGGGUAAUGGUAAUGCCAGAAGGAGCAGAAACCAUUUCAAGGCCAAGUCCUGACUAUCCAAUGUUACCCACGAUACCUCUCUCUGCCUUCUCUGAUCCCAAGAAGACCAAACCCUCCCAUGGGUCAAAGGUCAGUCCUAAGGAGGAGAAGGCACCUCCAAAAGCUGCUUUCAAGGAACCAAAACUGGCCGUGAAGGAGACCAAACUGGAGAACACUUCUCCGAAGGGGGGGCCGCAGCCGGAGUUGAAGUCUUCCAGCAAGAGGCCCUCCAACGUGGAGUCACCAAAGCCUAGUGCCAAAAAACAAAAAAAGAGUAGCUCCAAAGGGGUGAAGAACAUCCUGGGGACGUCUCCCAGAACCUCGUCUUCCUCAUAUCCGGAGAAGAAGCAAACCAAGGAGAAGAUGAAUGCCAAAGUGGAGAAGGUAAAAUCCGAGAGCGAGGCCAAGGAGAUCAAAAAGCCCGUGGAAAUGGAGGAGUCGAAUUCAGAGGAUGAAACUUCUUUCAAGUCAGAGUCUGUCCAGUCCAGCCCUUCCAACUCCAGCUCCAGCUCCGACUCCAGCUCUGACUCUGAUUUCGAGCCAUCUCAGAACCACAGUCAAGGCCCCCUGCGCUCCAUGGUGGAGGAUCUGCAGUCGGAGGAGUCGGAUGAUGACGACAGUUCCUCCGGGGAGGAGGCAGCAGUCAAAGCAAACCCCGUCAGCCGGGAUUCCAGACUGAGCCUCAGUGACAGUGACAGUGACAACAGCGCCGACUCCUGCCCGCCCAGCCGAGAGCCACCCCCUGGGCAGAAACUGCCCCCAGCAAACAACAAGGCAUCUGGAAGGAAAAGCCCAGAGUCUUGUAACAAGCCAGAGAAGAUCCUGAAGAAGGGAACGUAUGACAAGGUGUGUCACGUGGAGAGGGACCUUAUUGGAGAGGGACUUUGCACAUGUAGUAACAGGACAAGGGGGAGUGGCCUUAAGCUGCAGGAGGGCAGGUUUAGA